Messenger RNA from Lotus japonicus, 2559 nucleotides. RefSeq lists its product as uncharacterized. The transcript has 2 exons. The record is from RefSeq and is a predicted model, not a curated record. NCBI's taxonomy places the organism in Eukaryota, Viridiplantae, Streptophyta, Magnoliopsida, Fabales, Fabaceae. The coding region runs from base 1 to 2547 and encodes 848 amino acids.
AUGCCACCUAAGAAGACAAAGCAAGCAGUCGCUCAGAUGGAAGCGAAGAUCGACGCCUUGGAGAACGAGCUCGCAGAAAUGCGAACGUCGUUAAUGGUGGUGACGCUCGCGGUGAAGGAUCUUCCUUCAUCGUUAGCCUUCAUGAUGGAGAAAUCCAUGGGUAAGAAGAUCCCUGAUGAAGGGGAAAGUGGAAACCGAAACUCAGAAGAUCCAUUCAGAGGCAGGACUCCGGAGGUGACCGGAGACAAAGGAGGGCCGUCGCGGCAACCCACACUGCAGGGUGAUGCACUGAAUGAGUUCCGACACUCCGUCAAGAAGGUGGAGCUACCGAUCUUUGAUGGGAAGGAUCCGGCGGGGUGGAUCUCGAGAGCCGAGGUUUACUUCAGGGUCCAAGAAACCUCUCCAGAAGUCAAGGUGAGCUUGGCACAAUUGAGCAUGGAGGGAACCACGAUUCAUUUUUACAAUUCGUUACUGGAAGCUGAGGAGGAUCUGACGUGGGAGAAAUUGCGUGACGCACUUCUGGAGCGUUACGGUGGCCAUGGAGAUGGUGACGUUUACAAGCAGUUAACGGAGCUCCGCCAAACGGGUUAUGUCGAGGAGUACAUAACUGAAUUCGAAUACCUCACGGCACAAAUCCCUAAGCUUCCUGAUAAGCAAUUUCAGGGCUAUUUUGUUCACGGCUUGAAGGAGGAGAUUCGAGGGAUAGUGAGGAGUCUGGCGGCGAUGGGAGGUGUGAGCAGAUCUAAGCUGUUGGUGGUGGCUCGAGCCGUCGAGAAGGAAGUGAAAGGCGAUUCCGGGUCGGGUUUUGCUAGGGGAAACCGGUAUGGUGGAGGUGCGGGGAAAACCGGAGGGAGCGGUUUUGGCAGUGGAUCGGGUCGGAGCGGAACCGAUUGGGUGUGGGUCCGUGGAAAUAAGGACUCGGGUACCCAAAAAACAAAAAGGUUUGUGUUUAAGUGUGGGGGCCCGUUUCACCCAAUGCAUCAUUGCCCAGAUAAGAACCUGAGAGUGCUGAUACUAGAAGACGACGAUGGGGAGCUCGAAGAAGGUAACAUUCUAGCUCUGGAAGUAGGGGAAGGGGAUGAUGAGUUAGAAGGUGAGCUGAGCCUCAUGUGCCUGAAGAAUCUUGUCGGCGGAGGGGAAAAGGAACAGCCCCGUACGAUGAAGCUUUUAGCCAUGGUGAAUGGAGUUCCGGUAAUAAUCUUAGUUGAUAGCGGAGCGUCGCAUAACUUCAUUGAUGCUCAAUUAGCUCGAAGAAUGGGAUGGGAAAUUGCGCAAACGCCUACAAUGACGGUGAAAAUGGGUGAUGGAUACCGGACACAAAUUCAAGGUUGUUGCCCACGAAUUGAAGUAUGUAUCGCAGAAGCAGGGUACAAAUUCAUUUGCAGCCCCCAUUUGUUUGAUCUUGGAGGUCCAGACAUUGUGUUAGGCAUUGAAUGGUUGAAAACACUUGGAGACACCAUUGUCAAUUGGCAGACACAGCACAUGAGUUUCUGGUGCGACCAUAAAUGGGUGAAGCUUCACGGUUUCAGAGCAGAGAACGAAACGUGCGGAGCCUUGCAGGGACUUCUUAAGUCUCCUUGGGAAAAGAAUCAGGGGGAACUGAGAGGAGGGGACAAGCACAAAAGUCCAGUAGACAAGAUGGGGAAUCUGACAAAUGAGCAGCAACGUGAACUGAAUCAAUUGCUGCGGGAUUCAGCUCAAGUUUUUCAGGAGAAACUGGGUUUACCUCCGGGAAGAGGCAGAGAGCAUCAAAUUCCUAUUAUGCAGGGCCAAGGACCGGUAAAUGUAAGACCUUAUCGAUACCCCCAUAUGCAGAAAGCUGAAAUUGAGAAACAGGUGCGCGAGAUGCUUGAUUCAGGGAUCAUACGACCCAGUACUAGUGCUUACUCAAGCCCAGUAAUCUUGGUCAAGAAGAAGGAUCAAACAUGGCGGAUGUGUGUGGAUUACCGCGCCCUCAAUAAGGUAACGAUUCCUGACAAAUUUCCUAUCCCAGUAAUUGAAGAGUUAUUGGAUGAAUUGCAUGGGGCAAGAUACUUCUCCAAGCUUGACCUCAAAUCCGGGUAUCAUCAAGUGCGAAUGAAGGUUGAGGAUAUUCAUAAGACCGCUUUCAGAACACACGAAGGGCAUUACGAGUACCUAGUAAUGCCAUUCGGGUUGAUGAAUGCGCCCUCUACCUUCCAAAGUCUUAUGAAUGAUGUUUUUCGUCCUAUGCUACGCAAGGGGGUGUUAGUCUUCUUCGAUGACAUUCUCGUUUACAGCAAGGAUUGGGAUUCUCACGUGGUACAACUGAAGCAGGUUUUGCAACAAUUAGAGCAACAGAGUCUCACUGCUAAUUUGAAGAAGUGCAAUUUUGGCCAAACAUCAGUAGAAUAUUUGGGUCACCUUAUUUCGGAAGCAGGGGUGGCUGUGGAUCCUAAUAAAGUCUCUAGUGUGCAGCAAUGGCCGGUUCCUAAGAAUGUUAAGGGGGUGCGUGGUUUCCUUGGAUUGACAGAGUAUUACCACAAGUUCAUCCGGGAUUAUGGGAAAAUUGCUAAACCACUUACUUAACUCACAAAGAAG